Molecule: messenger RNA, 1077 nt
Organism: Pediculus humanus corporis (human body louse)
Lineage: Eukaryota; Metazoa; Arthropoda; Insecta; Psocodea; Pediculidae
Product: trypsin, putative
Exons: 3
Coding region: 1-1077 (358 amino acids)
Biological process (GO): proteolysis
Molecular function (GO): serine-type endopeptidase activity
Source: RefSeq, a predicted model, not a curated record
AUGUUUGUUUUAAUGGCGUUUAUAGUUUUACUUUCGAAUCGAGUCUCUCAAACGGAUUGCAUUGAUAUAUUCGACGAAAAUGAGGAUGAAGACGACGACGGCGACGAAAACGACGGAAGAGCAGUAGUAACGUUGUCGCCGUUCGCAAACGAUAGUUUUUCAGAAUGGACUUUGUUCGACGGCAUGGAAGCUGAAGAAAACGAAUUUAAUUACAUGGUUUACGUCAUAAGGUACGACAAUGGAAAACUUUGCAGCGGUUGCCUCGUGUCAACGGAUUUAGUAUUAACGGCUGGAUAUUGCAUAGCGAAAGCGAAUCGGGAUCACGUCAUGGUCGCGGGUGGAAAAUCUCACCUUUCGAGUUACUUGCUCGAAAGAAUGAACACACCGUUUGAUAAAAUCAUUGGAUUUAAAUAUUUGGUGGAAGAAAGGAAAGCUUGGAACGUUUUCGUUCAUCCCAAAUACAACAAGCAUUUUCCUCAUUUUGCAAACGUCGGAUUUGUAAGGAUCAAAUAUUCGUUCAGUAAAAAAUUGGUGCCGAUUACGGUGGCAACAAAAAAUGUCAGAACCCUAAAUAAUUGCACGUUGGUCGGUUGGGGAUUCGCCGAUAACACGAAUUUGUGGGGGACUCUUUUUUAUCUAUCUCAUAAAAGAGCUAGAAUCGCAUAUAAAGGGGGUAAAAAAACGGACGCGUUUUUUCGCGUUUACAACGUCGAGAAAAAUUUGAGCAAAUGUCCCGAAGAUAUGGGAGGACCUCUCGUCGCGGAUGGUAAAGUUUGGGGAGUCGCAUCACACACAAAAUACGAUUUGAAAAACACGGGAAAAUGCAAUGGAAAUUAUCAAGUCGUGUACACGAGUUUGCAUCCAUUCGACGAUUGGCUAAAUAAAUUCAUAUACACGGAAAACGUUGGCGGAAACGAAUUGAAAUCCGAUUUUAAAAUAAUCGGAAUUGCAAUUUUUUUUUGUUUCCGGUCGUUCCUAGAGUUGGUGAGUAACUCCGAGAUUAGCAAGGAAACCGGUAACCGAAUCGGAAGUGGAAAAGAAGAGGAAAAACAGGAGAAGGAAGUCGGAAAAGAAUGA